GCGGGACCGCCCGGGGAUGCGGCCGCGCUAAGAACAAAAGCCCUCUCCGCGGUCACGCUUCGGGGUUUCAAAGCGCGGCAGGGAAGGGACCCGGCCCGGCCAAACUUGGAUCGCUGACCCUUCCGCGGAGUCGCCGCGGCGUCCGGACCGAGCUGCCCGGCUCUUCCCCGCACGCCGCGGGCAGUGCCCGAGAGCCCGUCGCCCCCCCGCCGCCAGCCGGCCCGCCGGGGCUGUCCGGACCCCGCUCCGCCCGGCGCCGGGGCCCCCGCCGCGGGACCUUGGCUUUGCCCUUCGCACGCCAGGUGGCGGGGCCAGCGGAGAAGGAUGCGUUUCUUCCCGUGGGGAUUUUGGCUGUUGUGUGUCGCCUCCGCCCCGGCUCGCGGUGACAGCGGCAGCAAGGCGAGGAGCUGCGCGGAGGUCCGGCAGCUGUAUGGGGCCAAGGGCUUCAGCCUCAACGGCGUGCCUCAGGCCGAGAUCUCCGGGGAGCACCUGCGAAUCUGUCCACAAGGCUACACCUGCUGCACCAGUGAGAUGGAGGAGAACUUUGCAAACAAAAGCCGAAGUGAAUUUGAAGCCAUGAUGAAAGAGGCUGGCCGCUCUGUGCAGACGACCCUAAUGGCGCAGUACAGAAGCUUUGACAAUUAUUUCCAGGAUUUGUUGAACAAGUCAGAAAAAGCCCUUUAUGAUACCUUUCCAAGCCUGUACGGAGAAUUGUACACUCAAAACAUGAAGGUCUUCAAGGACUUGUACAGCGAGCUACGCCGCUAUUACAGGGGCUCCAACAUCAACUUGGAAGAGGCCCUCAAUGAAUUCUGGACACGCUUGCUGGAGCGACUCUUCAAGCUGAUGAAUGCCCAGUACCACGUCACCGAUGAGUACCUGGACUGCAUGGUGAAACACGCAGAGCAGCACAAGCCCUUCGGGGAAGUUCCCAGGGACCUGAAGGUGAAGGCAACACGAGCCUUCAUUGUGGCACGGUCCUAUGCACAGGGCUUCCUCGUGGGCAGCGACGUGGUCAAAAAGGUUUCUCAGGUGUCCCUCAGCCACGAGUGCACUCGCGCUGUCAUGAAGCUGAUGUACUGCCCGCACUGCCGGGGCAUGGCCAACGUGAAGCCGUGCAGCAACUACUGCCUGAAUGUGGUGAAGGGCUGCCUGGCCAACCAAGCUGACCUGAACACCGAGUGGAAGUACUUGAUGGAUGCCCUGGUCGCUGUGGCUGAUCGGAUUGAUGGACCAUACAAAGUAGACACAGUAAUAGGGACUAUUCACUUGAAGAUCUCUGAAGCUAUUUCUAACCUGCAAGAAAACAAAGAUUCAAUCACAGCUAAGGUUUUCCAAGGCUGUGGAAAUCCCAAAAUCAGCACAAAAGGCUCCAGCAGUGAGGACAAGAAAAGGAGGGGGAAGGUUACAUUAGAAGCCAAAUCCUCUGCAGUGGCAUUGGAGAUGCUGGUUUUAGAUGCCAAAGGGAAUCUGACAGCUCUCAAGUCUUACUGGGUCACCCUGCCCGGCGUCCUGUGCAGCAAAAAAGUAAUGGCCAGCUCAGCAGCGGAUGACAAGUGUUGGAAUGGGAUGACCAAGGGCAGUUACCUGCCCGAAGUGAUGGGAGAUGGCUUAGCUAAUCAGAUUAACAACCCAGAGGUGGAGGUGGACAUCACCAAGCCAGAUAUGACCAUUCGCCAGCAAAUUAUGCAGCUGAAGAUCAUGACAAACCGGCUGGGCAACGCCAACAUCGGGAAUGACGUGGAUUUCCAAGAUGCGAGCGAUGACAUGAGCGGCUCAGGCAGCGGUGACAGCUGUCCUGAUGAUGUCUGUGGCAAAAGACUUUCUAAGAGCCCCAGCACCAGACAGCCAGAAACGCACGCUAUCCCGAAGCAGUCCGGACACGGCAUCACUGGGGCCAGCAGCAGAUCUUUACCUUCUGCCUUCCUCCUCUUCCUUUUGGGGGCUUCCAUUGCCGCGCAGCAUUUGUGGCGGUAACUCAGCAGGACAACCAAGAAAGAGACUGCGGCCAAGGGCUUCACUUUGCCAAAACCAACCAACAAGAGGACAUAUGUACUUCACCUUCGCAAAAAAGGAAAAAAAAGGAAAAAAGGAAAAAAGGGGAAAAAAAAUAGAGGGAGGAGAUAAAGGUUUCAGUUGUUUGCUAUUUCUGGCAGUGCUUGAGCUGUUUUCUUCUUUCUUGGUCUCUUCCCCAAUGCUGGGCCCUUCUUUCCAUACCUCAUUGUUUUACUUUUGUUAUUGCCACAAAACUGGCUUGUGGGGCUGAACUGAGCCUUCACAGAGAGGCUUCCUGGUGGCCCCUCCAGGGGCAGCUCUUGUGCUGCCUGCAGCGGAAUAUGCAGUUCCCCUGAUCUUACCCAGCCACCAGCCAGAGUGCUGCCUAGUGUGCUGCUUCCUAACACGCCGGGCUGAGAGCAACGCAGGGAGACCGAGCGCACCUGCGCUGUGCAGGUAUCUGGGGGCUCCUCCGAGGUUUUCCUCUGUACUGCUGAACCAGGCAGAGGUGGCCCUUCACUUCCAUCUGCAUACAUGGAAGUGUGAGCAGAUGUGGUGGGUUGAACUGAAAUGAUUUGGCAGUGACUGCUGGACCCAAAAAUGUAGAACUCCCUUUUUCUUUGGAAAGGUCACAAAUGGGUUUAUUGACUAGAGCUCAUAGCUGACGACAUUUUUAAAUGUAGGUCUCCUACAUCUAAGUGACUGGGAAUGAGUGUUAGGGGUGGGGGGCUGGGGUAUUUUUUCUUUGCAUGCUAGUUGGAAAGCCAUUUUUUACCCAAGUAAUAAUGGUCCAAUUUCUACCUGCAGUGCAGUACCAUAAAAGGUAACAGAGAGAUGAAAGUAUGCACAGUAGGAUUCCUUACUGGACAUAGUUGUCAUAGAUAGUUGUGCUGCCUCUGCCUCCUCUGGCCCCAGCCAUAGGUGUGAAUGCCUUUUUUUUUUGUAGUUAGAAAGACCAGGGGCUGUGUACCAACAAGAGCAUUGUGACUGGUUGUGAGAGCUUGCACGGGCACACAUGGGCAUCACCCCCUACCUUAAGGCAGCACACUGGUGGCAGUCAGCUGUGGCAGUUGGUCGUGCCUAAAACUUGUUUUUGACAUUAGCAGUUUAAGAGAGGAUGAGAACAUGAGCAAGGCAAUGCCAGCAGUUGGCACGGAGCUUGUCCCUCAGCGGGCAGAGCUGCAGGUCCUGGGGCUGGGCAGAGGGUGCCCAGUGCUGGGUGGUGGUGCAGGGUGAGGGCUGCUGUGCCCUCCCUGCCCAGUGCGUCUGGCAGCAGUACGGUAGGCCACGGACAGGCAGCACUGUGAGGCUCAGCCAUGUACAGCUAUGGAUAAACAGCAGUCAUGGGUUAGCUCUGGAAGUGCAGCAAGUUCCACAUCACCUUUACUGGUCUAAAGAGCUCCUGUCCUUUUUCUUCUUUUAACUAGAAUUGCCAACACAAAUGUAGCCUUCAGUUACAUAGAUUUCCACAACUGCAGAAAGUUUUGAUGCAAAGCAAAAGGGGAAAGGGCACUAAAACAUUGCAUCCAAGAAAGUUUGUGUUGGAGCUUUAAAAACAAAGGCUGAGGUCAAUGCUUUGCAUAGCAGAGCUUCGGAAGCAGUCCUCAUCAUUUCCAGCUCCAUGCAGUGACAGUUUGCUGUCAGCCUCCCACACUAACCAGCUCCCUCUGGGCUCUGAGAGGAGCACACCAUAACCAAGAAUUCACCGUGUCCUGUUAAUGCUUUAACAGUUAAAUAGUCCACACUAUCAGCUCUGUUACAUGAAGAAAAUAGCAGGAGCAGCUAAGCCUUUGGGGCUAGCAGUGUGCAAGUGGUGGUGGGUUGGUUUGGACGGGCCUUGUCCUCAGGAUGCCAGAGUUGUGGUCUGGAGAAGUGUAUCAACAAAGUCUCCUGUCUGUGGAAAAGGGAGAACCAGCGGAUUCCCAAAUGUCUGUGUCCUUAAGCCUGCUUUUCUGUGCCAUAACGUGUAAGUUACUUAGGGUGAGUGUCCCCAAGGGCUGAGUGCAGACGCUCACCAUUUGCAGACAACAAACUGCCUGUAGUUUUCCGGUGGGCUUGGGAGGGGCUAAGGUAGAGCAAAUAUCUCACAUCCACUUUUGCUUUAAACAGACGCAUUUCUGUCUGCAGGAGUCAGAAUUAUUUCACUUACUGGCAUAGCUGGACAGUUACCUAUUUCCUUCUGUCACCAUGGUACUUGUAACUCUCUUGCACUGUUUAUCUAAAGUUAAAAAAAUGUUCUUUGAAUCCUUGUAUAAAUAAAAAGGCUGGAGACAAAUCUGUA
Molecule: messenger RNA, 4276 nt
Organism: Numida meleagris (helmeted guineafowl)
Lineage: Eukaryota; Metazoa; Chordata; Aves; Galliformes; Numididae
Gene: GPC1
Product: glypican 1
Exons: 9
Coding region: 325-1977 (550 amino acids)
Biological process (GO): negative regulation of fibroblast growth factor receptor signaling pathway; regulation of protein localization to membrane; cell migration
Cellular component (GO): plasma membrane; extracellular region; synapse
Molecular function (GO): fibroblast growth factor binding
Source: RefSeq, a predicted model, not a curated record